Messenger RNA from Saccoglossus kowalevskii, 1314 nucleotides. RefSeq names its product UBX domain-containing protein 6-like. Gene Ontology annotation, molecular function: protein binding. NCBI's taxonomy places the organism in Eukaryota, Metazoa, Hemichordata, Enteropneusta, Harrimaniidae. Gene Ontology annotation, cellular component: cytoplasm. The record is from RefSeq and is a predicted model, not a curated record.
UCAAAAUAUUUAUUUGAUAGGAAAUAUACAGACUUUAUCGAUUUUACUUGUGAUUUGUUUUCAAAUAAUCGAUGUAAAAUGAAGAAGUUCUUUGAAAAGAAGAAACUCGACUUUAAAUUUAAAAAGGCUGGUACUGGGCACAGUUUAUCCGAUGAAAGUCCGUCAACCAGUUCACAGGGUGUCAUUACAUCACAGCCUGUCGCAAAGCAACCACCACCUCCAAAAUCAGCCGGUGCCAUGAAGGCUGGUGAAGCUGCACUGACAAGAAUUGACCAAAAAAAACAGGAACCAAUUAGUGCAUCUAGGAAAGCGAUACAAGCACAAGUGAGACGAGAAAUGGAGCAAGAAAAAGCUGCCGCAGAAGCUGCUGCAGCUCUGUCUCGGCAACAGUCUGGUCCAGGAGAAACAAAGCUCGAGAGUGCACCACUAUUGUCAGUGGAGAAAGUACAAUUCUAUUGUUCACUCAGUCCACAACGUGUUCCGAGGUCACAAAUAGAAUCACAUAUCAAGGAAUGCCUCUUACUUAAAUUAGCUGAAGACCCUAUCCAGGCCUCCUGUGCAAUGAUACAUUCACUGAACAAAGACAGAGAAAAAAUGAAAGUAGGAAUUGACACGAUAUGCAAGUAUCUUGACAAUAUCAUCAGUCAUCCUGGUGAAGAAAAAUACACAAAGAUCAGAAUACAGAACAAAGCAUUUCAAGAUAAGGUAGCUUGUAUUGAAGGUAGCGAGGAAUUUCUGCAGUCAGUGGGUUUUACAAGACAAAUGAUGCCACAUCAAGACUCUGAAGCUGAAUUUUUUGUUCUUGAUCAAGAAUACUGUAGUGACACGGACAGACUGCGAGCAGUACAUGAAUCAUUAGUCUCCACUGAGCCCAUCAGGCCUAUAUUGGAUAGAAAUACACAAAUAUUUGAACCAUGUUCCGGUGCUAGUCAGUUUCAUUUACCGGAUGAGUUUUACAAUCUUACUGCAGAAGAAAUAAAAAGGGAACAACAGCUGAGGACUGACAUGGUAGAAAGGAAUGCUGUGUUGAGAACAAAAGCCAUGAGAGAAAAAGAAGAGCAAAGAGAAAUUAGAAAAUACAAUUUUACUUUAAUUAGAGUGAAGUUCCCUAAUGGAAUUAUUCUACAAGGGAUUUUCCGAUCAAGAGAAAAAGUCGGUGCUUUAAUGGAGUUUGUUAGACAGAGUUUGGAAAAUGAUUGGAUGCCGUUUAUAUUGAGUACAUCAACUGGACAGAAAAUAACAAAUGAAGACGCUUUCUUAGUUGAAUGUCAACUGUUCAGUGUUGAAAUACUGAUCUUUCCGAGGGGAAUAUAG